Messenger RNA from Colletotrichum truncatum, 1152 nucleotides. Its product is annotated as ankyrin repeat protein. The record is from RefSeq and is a predicted model, not a curated record. Gene Ontology annotation, biological process: positive regulation of transcription by RNA polymerase II. Gene Ontology annotation, cellular component: nucleus. Gene Ontology annotation, molecular function: protein binding; transcription cis-regulatory region binding. Lineage: Eukaryota; Fungi; Ascomycota; Sordariomycetes; Glomerellales; Glomerellaceae.
AUGCAAGUGACCCAGCAUACUACAUCUGUGUGCCAAGUUACUGAUAUAUUGGCUCAGCAGUAUGCUUUUGAGAAUUCUGAAAUAUGUCGCUUUCUAGUUCAACAUGGCGCGGACGUUGAUGAUGUGGCCUAUUGCGACCAUAUAGCAGAUUUGAACUUGGUCACGAGGGCGCAAGCGACGCCAUUGUUUCUCACCACUAGGUCAUCGUCAUGCUACAUCUUUGAGCAUUUGCUCAUGGCUGGUGCAGACCCAACCAUCGAGGCGCAUUUAUCGAAGGGAGUUUUCAGGAGAAACCGUCCGCUAUGGAGAUCAAUCUUAUUCAGUAGAUCGGUAAUGAGUUACUUCGGCCUCUUGAUUAAGUUAAGAGGCGAUUUCAUCGACAUCAACGAAGUAAGAAAAACAGGUGGCAGUAUGCUACAUGAGUGCUGUUUGAACUCAGAAUUUGACGCGAUGCGUACUCUGAUCGAUCACGGUGCAACAGUUGAUGCGCGAGACGACCGUGGGUGUACUAGUUUACAAUAUCUGGUGUCUCACAUACGACUUGUCGGAGGUUCCAUUGAAAACGACCAACGAUCACUGGUGUAUCUUAUCGAAAGCGGUGCAGAUAUAUCUUCUCGAGAUGAUGGCGGUUGGUCUAUUUGGGACACUGCGGUGCGAAACCGCCGAAGAGGUAGCUAUGCACGCGACAUGUGGGAUUUUGCACUGGCGUACAGUGGUUAUCAUUCAGAAAUGGAGGCGUUUUUGCAAGACCACCCUCGGCAUGCCUCGUAUUGCAGACGGGGUUACUCGCGGACCGACUUUGAAAGUAUGUGGGAGGGAAUGGAGCAUAUGUGCCCGUACUAUGAACAUGAAGAUCUGGGCUUGGAUUCCGCCUCUGUGAUGUCAUCAAACCAGCCUGAAUCUUCCCCAAGUUUUAUGUCUUCAGACACAGAAGCUCAAGCAUUGCAAAAAGUGGACAGUGGUAUCUACGAGGAUCCGGGUUACCAACAGACAGAGACAUGCCAGAUGGAUGCGAUAGCUGAGACCUGUACAUCGAGAAACGUGAUGGAUUUGUCUCCUGGUACACCUCGGGGGAAAGGAACACAUGUCACUAGAAAUUCAGCAAUUGCUACACUGGAAGAAGUUUAUCUAAACCCUUGGGCUGAAGGUUGA